AUGUCACAGUCCGCCGCUUUCCUGGACAGCCUGCCGAACGCUGGCUCCUGCGACAAGGAGCCGGACAGCAAGGCGAAGAGCAAGAAGUCAAAGGGGCAGGUCAAGGGGAUGGUCGGUUUCAAAGCCAGCCUCGAUGACUUCAUCCGUUGGGUACCUGACGGCAGAGUCUGCGAACUAUGCUUCAAGAAAGACACCGACGAGGACCCCGUUUGCAAGCUCUUCCCAGGCAGGAAGUGGGCAUACCCCAUCAAGAAGGAAGGCCAGAAGAACGAGGGAACGAUCUGCUUCUACUGUAUGCGUACCCACGAGAGCCGUUACAAGUACGCGCGGCAGAUGAACUUGGCUGCCUUGAAGAAUCUCCUCAAGGGCCCCGACUCCGACAAGGAGAGGGCGGAGUUCGAGUCUCUCCUGGAGUUCGUCGUAACCUGGCACGUCGAGAACCAGACGCUGAAGGGCAAGAUCUGCUGGACAGACUAUGAAGACGACUGGAUGUACUUGGAGGACUACCAGACAGCCCACGGCGACCCCGCGUUGAAAGGCCAUGCCAUCGUCCCGCACCCGGACAACGGCAGAAAGAUCGUCGUGAUUCCGAGUGGCAAGCUUUGCAAGAUCAGGAAGGUGAACUCUGUGAUCUCGGACGUUAACAAGGUAGUCGCGGACCGGGACGACGCCGACAUGAGCAAGACCGACUUGAACGAUAUCCAAGCUGGUCUCUUCAAGAGUUUCGGGCACACUAAGGCUACUGGGUGGACGCUGGACCAGGCAACGGGCAAGGCCAAAGCCAGGGCGACCUCCAACCAGCCAGGUGCACCCGCAAGCUCGACCAAGCCCAAUGCGAUGGAGGGGGCCAAGUCGACUCGCGGCCGCAAGCCGCGAGACCUCAUCGUUGUCGCCACGACUCUGAUGGGGGAGCUAGAAGUGUCAGACUCGAGCACCGACAAGUUCUUCGCGAUGGGGCGCCAGCAGACCAAGGACUACAUCGGGAGGCUUCUGAAGGACCUGGCAGGUUCUCGGGACAAGGCCACCGAGGGUGAAUCGUUCGAUGCUUUCGAAGCUAAGUGGAGGCAGCUCAGCUGCGCGGCGGAGAUGAUCAGCAUGACGAACUGGAAGGGCACCAGCCACCCGGACUUCGCAACGACCUACGACAACCAGAUGCAGAGGUUGAACACUCAUCCUAGAGUGGAUUCUCGGUGGCCUGUGUUCUGGAAGAUCGCUCGCAAGGAGCUUCGCGUGCAGCUGGACAUGUCGCACAACGAGUUCUGUGCUCAGCUCAGCGUCGAUUCGCUGCAGGACAUCGGCGUGUCCACCACCAAGAUUCUUGACGUUCAGAUCCAGUGCCUCAUCAGCCGAGUGGCAGCUUCCACCAAGAACCCAGACGUACCCACAAUUGCAAAGAAGAUGGCGAUGACGUUCAACGGGAAUGCGUGGGACCAGAUCGUGGCAGACAUCAGCUUCAGGUGCCAGUUGGCCGUACUUCGCACUUUGACUGAUGACAAUUCCUCUCAAGAGUUGGUUCAGAGAGCCAAAGCUGCCAUGACCGAGGCCGAGUCUAACAAAGACGGCGAUGCUGUGCUAGCUUCCGUGUUCACUUUCCGUGGCGGGCGAUCGUGGUACACCAGCGUGAUGAAGAUGUUCGAAAACAAGGCGGGAGAUUCCAAGUUGAAUAUGGACUUCGCGGAGGUGGUUAACAACGUGAACAGCAAGGUGACGAUAGCGGCGGCCACCAACAAUCUGAAUCUACAGGACGCAGGGGGCAUGUGCCAGGAACUCAAGGACAUCUGCAUGAUGUUGGCCAAAGCUGAUGGCAUCCUCACGUCGCUCGCGCCCAGUGGUGGGCUCGCUACUGCGCUCAAGUUGCAGGGCAAGGUUCGUGAGACGGCGAUGGCAACGGUGCUUCUUUCUUUCAAGGUGAUGAUCUCCACGUGCCAGCAGCGCACGUUCGAGGAGCACGAUUUCAAGGGUAUCUUGGAGACGGUCGGCGAUCUCUCCAGCUUCAAGCACCUCGUUGGCGAGUGCUGGGGCUGCAGCGAGAACGUGCAGUCGUCGCUGAAGUACUCCAUGAUCUUCAUGAAGCACGCGCCGAUUCUCGUCAGCGACAGCGCGUCCGCCGACGCCAAGUUUGAG
Prorocentrum cordatum is the source of this 2124-nucleotide messenger RNA. NCBI's taxonomy places the organism in Eukaryota, Dinophyceae, Prorocentrales, Prorocentraceae. The record is from the annotation of a GenBank genome assembly.